AUGAAACCAUUUGGAUGUAUUAUUGAUAUUGAUGGAGUUCUUAUUCGAGAUGGAUGUAAAAUCGAAGGGGCAGACAAAGGGAUUAAAUUACUUGAAGAACAUAAAGUGCCAUAUUGCUUAUUAACUAAUGGCCAUGGAAAUGCUCAAUAUAAAGCAGAUAUUGUUAAUAAGGCAUUAGGAACCCAUAUCGCUCCAGAACAAAUUGUUUUAGCAGUUUCACCUCUCAAAGACUUAGUGGAUGAUUUCAAAGAUAAACCAGUAUUAAUAGUUGGUAAAGAAAUGGAGAUGGACACUGUCCGAAGUUUUGGGUUCAAACAUCCAAUUUAUUAUGAAGACUAUGCUACACUUAAUCCUGCACAAUUUCCUGAUAGAUAUCAAGCUGUUCAUUCUUAUUCUAUUCAUUCUGAAUUAGAUGAGCAUACACAGAUUGCAGCUAUAUUUAUUGCUCACACUCCACUGAAUUGGGGAGAAGCGAUUCAAAUUAUUUGUGAUGUUUUAAGAUCAAAAGAUGGAAGUACUGGUUCUAUUAUGGACAAUGAACUUAUUUUAACACAGAGAGUGCCAAUUUAUUUAUGUAACCCAGACUUUGAUUAUGCAGGAAAAUUCUCUUUACCCCGUAUGACAGUUGGUGCUUUUGGCACAUGUUUAAAUACAAUUUGGAAAUCAAUCACAAACCAAGACCUUAAUAUCCAGUUUAUGGGAAAACCAUAUCGUCUCUCAUACAAAAUGGCUGAAAAUGUCAUUCUCAAACACAACAAUGAUACAACUCUUUUCUACGGAAUUGGGGAUAAUCCAAUUUCUGAUAUUCGAGGAGCAAACAAUAUGAAAAUUGAGUCACCAUAUAGUUAUACUUCUGUCCUUGUUGAAUCUGGUUGUGGUAAUGAAGAGUCUCUCAAAAAAGACCCACCAGACAUUGUGUCAUCAAAUUUCCUUAUGGCUGUGAAAACAAUAUUAAAAAUGAAUGGAAUUUCUAUUAAUUAA
Entamoeba dispar SAW760 is the source of this 981-nucleotide messenger RNA. Its product is annotated as cat eye syndrome critical region protein 5 precursor, putative. NCBI's taxonomy places the organism in Eukaryota, Evosea, Mastigamoebida, Endamoebidae. The coding region runs from base 1 to 981 and encodes 326 amino acids. Gene Ontology annotation, cellular component: mitochondrion. Gene Ontology annotation, biological process: glycerophospholipid biosynthetic process. The transcript has a single exon. The record is from RefSeq and is a predicted model, not a curated record.